CUACACACACCUACAACAUUCACACACACUAAGUCACGCUACACUUCACAUUUUUGAUUUGUUUCAUCUUAUUUCGGCUGCUAAAAUAAACCACAUUUGAUUUUCCUUUGUCAUUAUUAUUACCACGUCAUUUAUAUUUACAUUCAUUUAUUCAUCACGUUUUUUUUAAGUUUUUUUCAUUUUUGGUUUUUCAUUUCUUAAGGAUCUUAAGUUAAAAGACGAGGAGUGUGAAAGGCUUUCUAAAGUCAGGGACCAACUGGGCCAGGAACUGGAGGAGCUCACUGCUAGCCUGUUUGAGGAAGCUCACAAGAUGGUGCGUGAGGCCAACAUCAAACAGUCGACGGCUGAGAAGCAGCUGAAGGAAGCUCUGAACAAGAUUGAUGUGCUCCAGGCGGAGGUGUCUGCCCUGAAGACCUUGGUCCUGUCCACGUCCCCCACCUCCCCCUGUCACGACCUUCCUGGGGGCUCCAAGGCCCCCUUCAAGAAGGGCCACGGCCGCAACAAGAGUACCAGCAGCGCCAUGCUGGGCAGCGGGCAGGACCUGAGUGCCACACAGCCCAUCAUACGAGACUGCAGAGAGCUGGACAGUCUGCUGUUUAGUGAGUUUAAGUUGUGGAAGGAGGAGCCCAGUCUGGAGAGGAACAGCUCCUUCUUGGAGAGAGUCUACAGCGAGGACAUCUACCCCUGUCUCACCUUCUCCAAGAGUGAGCUGGGGUCGGCCAUCUUGGAGGCAGUGGAGAGGAACACGCUCAGUGUGGAGCCGGUGGGCUUCCAGACGCUGCCUGUCGUCAAGGCCUCUGCUGUGGAGUGUGGAGGACCAAAGUGAGUACACUACAACUACCCCAGUUAACACGCUGACGACUACCCCAGCUAACACGCUGACGACUACCCCAGCUAACACGCUGACGACUACCCCAGCUAACACGCUGACGACUACCCCAGCUAACACGCUGACGACUACCCCAGCUAACACGCUGACGACUACCCCAGUUAACACGCUGACGACUACCCCAGUUAACACGCUGACGACUACCCCAGCUAACACGCUGACGACUACCCCAGCUAACACGCUGACGACUACCCCAGCUAACACGCUGACGACUACCCCAGCUCACACGCUGACGACUACCCCAGCUCACACGCUGACGACUACCCCAGCUCACACGCUGACGACUACCCCAGCUCACACGCUGACGACCACCCCAGCUCACACGCUAGCCCAGCUCACACGCUGACGACUAGCCCAGCUCACACGCUGACGACUAGCCCAGCUCACACGCUGACGACUAGCCCAGCUAACGACUACCCCAGCUAACACGCAAACGACUACCCCAGCAAACGACUACCCCAGCUAACACGCAAACGACUACCCCAGCAAACGACUACCCCAGCUAACACACUAACGACUACCCCAGCUAACACACUAACGACUACCCCAGCUAACCUCUAUGGGCUAGGUGGGACGCUUGCGUCCCACCUACUCAACAGCCAGUUGAAUCCUGUGGCGCGUUAUUCAAAUCCUUAGAUAUGCUAUUACUUCAAUUUUUCAAAAAUAUGACUAUUUUACACCAUUUUAAAGACAAGACUCUCGUUAAUCUAACCACACUGUCCGAUUUCAAAAAGGCUU
Salmo salar (Atlantic salmon) is the source of this 1627-nucleotide messenger RNA. The record is from RefSeq and is a predicted model, not a curated record. NCBI's taxonomy places the organism in Eukaryota, Metazoa, Chordata, Actinopteri, Salmoniformes, Salmonidae.